UUUCCAAAGUUACAGCCUAUACCGAGCAAUAAAGUUUUGUUAAACUAGGCACGCAUGCGCACUCCUAAGGAAAUAGCAGAGGGAAAACGAUCUGUCUAUUCAAUAAGCCCUAUGGUCUCCAAAAACAUGGCGGCCGGUUUAGAGUGAUUAUAACAACACUCAACAUUCCGCACGACGCUGUGAACAGCCUUCCCGGGCCUAUGCCUUUAUGCCAUGACAGCAUCAGUCGCGAUUUGUGGAUCUUCCCGGCUGUACAGAAAACAUUGUAUCACGAUAUGAAGAGGACGGGUGGUGAUAGGAGGGGCCAGUGAAAGUGUUGGUAAGCACAUGUUAGAGGCAUGCAGUCAGAACUUAGAGAUGGCCGUCACAAUGUUCCUGGAUGGAGGGGGUAUUGCAGAGGAGCCCAGCACAAGUUCUGCAGGGGCAUCUACUGCUCGUCCUGCUGCAGAAGAUGAUGUUCGAGCCCCUAUACCACAGAAACAAGAAAUCCUUGUGGAGCCAGAAAUGUUUGGCGCUCCUAAAAGGCGAAGACCAGCUCGGUCAAUAUUUGAUGGAUUCCGAGAUUUUCAGACUGAAACAAUCCGCCAAGAACAGGAACUGCGAAACGGAGGGGCAGUUGAUAAGAAAUUAACUACCUUGGCUGAUCUGUUCCGACCGCCUAUUGACCUCAUGCAUAAAGGCAGUUUUGAGACAGCAAAAGAGUGCGGGCAGCUAAAGAACAAAUGGCUGAUGAUCAAUAUCCAAAAUGUGCAGGAUUUCGCUUGCCAGUGCUUAAACCGGGAUAUUUGGAGCAAUGAUUCUGUGAAGUCUUUAAUACGGGAACAUUUUAUCUUUUGGCAGGUAUAUCAUGACAGUGAAGAAGGGCAGAGAUACAUUCAAUUUUACAAGUUAUCAGAUUUCCCUUAUGUCUCCAUUUUGGACCCUCGUACAGGCCAGAAGAUGGUUGAAUGGCACAAAUUAGAUGUGAACUCCUUCUUGGAACAAGUAACAGGUUUUUUAUCCGAGCAUGGUCAGCUUGAUGGACUUUCCAGCAGCCCACCCAAGAAACGAUUGCGUUCUGAGAGCCUCAUCGAUGCAAGUGAGGACAGUCAGUUAGAGGCGGCAAUACGUGCCUCCUUGCAAGAAACCCAUUUUGACUCUUCAGCUGGUAAUCCGAGCACUCGACACGAGGAGGAGUCAGACACAGAGCUGUAUUCUGGUAGUGAAGAGUUUAUCUCUGUCUGUGGAUCAGAUCAUGAGGAAGAAGAGGAGGAGAGGCCGCCAGAGUCUUUGCCAGAACAGGAGACUUCCAACAGUAAAUCUAGAAAGGCCACAUCCAAAUCCAUCAGCCAUAGGAAAGAUGAUUUAAGUCGAGCAGAGCCAGUUGUAGAAGAAGCAGAGGAAGACUCAGAUGGGUCAUUGAUACCUGAAAUACCUAACCUAGACUCUCCAGAAAUAAAAUCUAAUUUUGGGAUUGAUGAAUCCUCAGAAGACUGUCCUGAUACUAGUAAUGGUCCCAAAGCAAAGCUCAUGUUGCGAUACCCAGAUGGUAAAAGGGAACAAAUCUCAUUACCAGAAAAGGCCAAGUUAAUGGCUCUGGUUAAACAUGUGCAGCAGAAAGGAUAUCCAAAUGAGAGGUUCGAGCUCCUAACAAACUUUCCACGACGGAAGUUAUCACACUUGGACUAUGAUGUCACAUUACAAGACGCUGGCUUGUGUCCUCAAGAGACUGUGUUUGUGCAAGAAAGAAAUUGACCGACCUCCUAUUCCCUUCCUUCCUGUUCAUCUUCUGUUACUCCUUUUUAGAAGAUAUUUUUGGUUCUCCUACUUUGGUUUGUCUCUUCCUUAAUGCAUAUUGCUGGGGAUUGGCAAGUAUCAAUGACCUCCAGUGGUUUUGGAGAGGGCGGAUCAGGAGAUUUUAGUGCUUUGGUGAUGAGAGGAUCCAUACGGCAGUUUUCACAUUUCACAAGUCUGUUCAAUAGUACUGGAAAAAUCGGGCCUCUUCCUUUUUGGAUGCCAGGUACUCCUAGCUAUUUUAGUAAGGUCAGCCAACUUUGUAAGUCUUUUUUGACGUUCCAUAGUUUAUAUGUUAAUUUGGAACUUCAAGGGUAGUUUCAUGUUUCAUCAAUGACUCUUAUUUAUUACUUUUUUUUUUUGCAAAAAGUGCAAAGUUUGUUUGAUUCUUUCAUGACUUUGGUCAUGUUUGACAUCUUUAUUUCAAAAUUCUGACCAAUUGUGAAUCUUAAACUUGUCUCUGAAUACAUUACCAAAUACUGGAGGCAGCCAUGUCUAUUAUUCCUGGGGGAGGGGAUGUGGGAUUUAUCUUUUACAUAAUCAGAUGCCUUUACUUUUAUGGCAGAUGUUCACAGGGGGGGGGGGGGGGGCACACGAUAUCACAUUAACAUGUUAUACAUUUUUACUGUACAAUUCCUUUAAUCUGACCCUGGCUCUUCUUAUUUUAUUGUUUGGGUUAUCAGUUGGUCUUAGAAAUAGGUAUACAAUUUCAACUUCACGGUUAUUAUCCAAAAUAAAUAAAAUACUCUGUUCUUAGGGCCAUUUAAUGAUUCGAGACACCCUGUAAAUGGGCGCCAAACUCAUAGAUCGAUGAUAGUUUACAGAGCCUGUGACACAACUCCUACGUUGUACCGGGGAGAACUGCACAAACUAUUGCUGGUUAAUGUCGCCCUUUGAAGCAAAUAAACAAAUUUAAAUUGAUAAAUAUGAAUUCAAUAAACAGAAGUGUUAAUCGUAAACAAGCAUGUUAGGUUGGAAUCCCAUAUGUUUGUUUGUUUUGUCAAUUUUUUUUUCUGUGAGCCAAAAAAUCCAUAAGUGGAGUCUGAAUUAAAGCAUCAUUCGUGUUUUUCAAGUCUGGGUGUGUGUUCACAUGUUCAGGUUUUCAUUGCUAUUGAAUACAAAGCCAGGAAUUGAUUUAAAAAGGGGGGAAGUGUUAGUUGUUUUUUACAUGUCCAUUAUUUAUGAUCCUUUCCUGGCUUUGUCUUCAGUAGUAAGCCGGGGUGUUGGGGAAAAAAACUACUUGUCCAAGGGACUAAAGCGGAACACAAUCUACUUGUCCCUCAAGAAAAUCAACUUGUCCUGAUGGAUAAAAUAAGUUCAACCAAAAUAGUCUGUAAAUAAGGUCUUUAUUAGUUUCUGCACUUUCGUUUUUUCCUCCUCGUCCUAUAAUAGCCAUAACUCUUAUUUUCCCAUCUACAGAACCAUAUGAGGCUUGUUUUUUGCGGGGCCAAGUAUACUUUGUAAUGACACCUUUCAUUUUUCCAUAACUUAUGCUCUGAAAUGGGGAAAAAAAAUUUUGUGAGGUGAAAUUGAAAAAAAUGCCAAUUUUUUUUUCCGCCAUUCACCAUGUGGUCAAACUUAAUUUAAUACUUCAGGUCGGCCUGAUUACACCAAUACCAAAUUUGUUUAGUUUCCGUCAUGUUUUAAGAAUUAUUUUUUAUUUUUUUAAACUUUUUUAUUUAAAAAAAAAAUUCCUGAUCCCUAUAACAUUUUUAUUUUUCCGUAUACUCGGCUGUAUGAUGGCUCAUUUUUUUGGGCCGUAAUAUGCUGUUCGUAUCUGUACCAUUUUGGUAUUGAUCAUACUUUUUGAACACAAUUUUACUUAAUUUUUUUCUGGCAUAUGAUGUUAUAAACAUUAAAAAUAAUGCAAUUCUGUCAUUUGGUAUUUUUUUUUUUUUUUUUAUACAUUAACGUUUUAUUAAAAGUACAAAGUUCAAGUAAAUUACAAAAACACCAUCAAUAAACAGGCAUCGUAGGAAACGCGGUUGUCGAUAGGGUACACACAUAUGGUGCGUACCAUCACUAUAUAAAGUCAGGUAUUCAGUAACAAGACAGGAUGUUGAAUACAUUAAAGUGAAUAGUUAAAGACAUGACAAUUCAAACAUCAACUAGUCAACUCAAGGUACAUGGUCCAAGCUUCUAUGUGAUCAGGGUAGGUACAAUCAACAACAAUGUGGUUGGUGUAAGCAACAUAUGGGAAGAAGAGGAGAUGAGGACAGAAAGAAGGAGGAUGAAGAGACAGGAAAGGGUUCCAAAGGGACAGAAGGGAAUGGGAACGAGGAAGACUACUAGGUUCGUAAGAAAGAGGUUGUUAGACUUGCCCAGCGGGUCAGGAGGGCUUCAGAACAACAUGGCAAAGCAAUGAGGCAUGGUGGCUAUUUGUGAAAAAUGGGCUGUUUAGGUAGAGGGAGCACCGGAAACCGGGCGUGCUGUAGGGCUUGGGGGACAUAUGUCUCCGAGUCAAAGAUGCAUGGACGUAUAGUCCCUAGAGGAUGUAAAAUGUGUCCAAGGGUGCCAGACGGUGUUGUAUUUGUCUAUCUGAUUUUUGGAGUCGGCUAGCAAUUCUUCCAUCCUGUGUAGAUGGGAGGAUUCUUGGAGCCAAGAUAAAUGUUAUUUUUUUUAUAGUUCGGACAAUUACUCACGUGCCAAUACCAAAUAUGUUUUUUUAUUAUGUUUACAUAUUUUUAUAUGGAAAAGGGGGUGAUAUGAACUUUUAAUAUGGAAGGGGUUAAUGGGUGUUUUUAAACUUUUAGUAAACUUUCUUUUUUAAAUACACUUUUUUAGGAGGAAACAUUUAGAUUUCUCAUACAGAUCAAUGCAGUUCUAUUGAACUCCAUUGAUCUUUGUUCAUUUGGUUGAUCUUUGUUCAUCUGUGGGGGCAGCCAUGAAUGCAGAGGUAAGCCUUCCGGCUUCCUCCACAGGGGAUCGCCACCCCACCCCCACUUUAGACAACACUGUCAACUUUGACAGCGGUGAUCUAGAGGGUUAAUAGCCAUCCGCGACGAUUGCUACAUGCUGGGCUAUUAGCGGCGUCCCCCAGCUGCUGAAAUC
Messenger RNA from Hyla sarda, 4824 nucleotides. It is a transcript of the gene UBXN7, whose product is annotated as UBX domain protein 7. Gene Ontology annotation, molecular function: ubiquitin binding. NCBI's taxonomy places the organism in Eukaryota, Metazoa, Chordata, Amphibia, Anura, Hylidae. The coding region runs from base 328 to 1734 and encodes 468 amino acids. The transcript is spliced from 11 exons. Gene Ontology annotation, cellular component: nucleus. Gene Ontology annotation, biological process: proteasome-mediated ubiquitin-dependent protein catabolic process. The record is from RefSeq and is a predicted model, not a curated record.